Messenger RNA from Doryrhamphus excisus (bluestripe pipefish), 2888 nucleotides. It is a transcript of the gene cgrrf1, whose product is annotated as cell growth regulator with ring finger domain 1. NCBI's taxonomy places the organism in Eukaryota, Metazoa, Chordata, Actinopteri, Syngnathiformes, Syngnathidae. The record is from RefSeq and is a predicted model, not a curated record. Gene Ontology annotation, biological process: negative regulation of cell growth.
AAUAAAAAAUACUCAUGUUAUGAGUCUAUUAUUUGUCAUUUUGUAUAUUUAAGGUCUAGCAACGUUACUUUUGUUAUAAUGAAGGGCGAUGCUAGCGUUUUAGCGUUCAUCCUCGCUCGCCACACCAAGAGAAGUUCCUGUUUGACCCAUCAAAAUAAAAGAGCCAGUAAUGAGAUAUUCAUUUUUCAAUUAUACUAUGUCAACCUCCCCGGGAAACGACCGCAUUUUGCCCCAUUUUUCCGUGGUACCUUUUCGCAAAAAUAGUUUUCGGUAUUUUUCUGUAUUUCAACUUUCAUGGACAUGUAUUUUGAAAGUCAGUGUUUUAACAAUAUAGCGGUUAAUUUUGUGCUACAUUUUCGUUUACAAUUAUUACAUUACAGUACAUUAUACAUUAUUACAUUAUAGUAGGACAUACAUUGCCCGUUAAAGAAAGUCCAGUCAUUCAGGUUUGGCUUUGACGUCCCAGUGAUCCUACGUAGUUCUGAUGAUACAGAGUUCCUACCAACCCCCGAAAAGCAAAUGGUUCAGGUGAGCAACCCCUUUUCCCUGGUGAUGGGCUCAGGACGUGCAUCAGUCGCAGAUGGCGUGAAGCUGAAGCCGUGUUGUUUGGAGCCCUGUGUCCUCAGCUGUUUCUGGGGCUGUGAGGUCAGUGCCCUGCAGCGUGCCCUGCACGCCGCCCAGGGGGGCUCCAGGCUCGGUACACCCCAACAUUUCCAGGAAGCCCUGCAUCCUUUCUAUCUCCACAAGCAGAGCUUCUAUGUGGGCAGUGAAGACGGAGAGGAACGGCAUACAUGCAUUCCAGCUGAUCUGGGAAUUACAGAUUUGGGUCCGUUGCCCAGGCAAAGCUACCCUCUGGUGGCCGUGCUGACGCUGGCACAACAAGAAGCCCGAGACUCCUACAACUUUGUCGCCAAUGUGACGGUUGUUCACGUACCGGACCAUAAACACAAGAUGUCUGCAAGGAUCCUCUUCCAGUUCCUCCUCACCUCACAGGGGAACAUGUACGAGUUAAAGCCUCUCUUCAUGUCAGCUGACAGCGGGGUGAACUCUGACCUGGACCUCCCCGGUGCUGAGGAGGCCAGCAGGGUGCCGGAGGAUGAAGACUGGCGUGGGGGGCGUGUCAGAGACUGUGUGGUGUGCCAGAAUGCGUGUAUCAACAGAGUCCUGCUGCCCUGCAGACACGCGUGUGUAUGCAACAGCUGCGGCUCCCGCUUCCAGCACUGCCCCAUCUGUAGGGCUUUUAUUGUGGAAUCCUUUGCCCUCACGCUGUGACAUCAUGCAGCAAAGUCAAGUCAACACAAUAUCAUCAACCUUUAAAGCUUUGGCAGCUUCGUACCUGUUCAACUUUCAGAUAAUAUCCUACUUCUUUUCCAGUAUUGUAUAAAGUAUUUCAUAAUAGAGUGAUUUAUUGUUAGAAUAUAAUACUGCAGUAUGAACAGACUGGACCUUUACAAGUAAAAUGGCUGUCGUUAGCGGGUAAGUGUAUUUGUGAUGAAACAGCAUUUGAGUAGAAUGGUUUAUUGCCAUAAAUUGAAGUUUUUUUAUACAAGUGUUGUGGGACAAGUAGUGAAGUACUGGGGGCAGUCAGGCUAACGUUUGGCAGAAACUACAAUCAAUUUUUUCCAAAUUCUGCUCCCACAAACAGAGAAUACACUUUUUCUUGUGGCCUUACAUCACAGCAAACAUAUGAAAGUCAUGGGAACAUGUAUCUACAUCUAUACAGGCUUGUAGUCCAGCUUGGACUCCAGCUUCUUGGAAUCGGCAACCUUUCGCACGGCUUUCAUGAAAUCCUCUUGAGUGACGUACUCUCUGUCAGAACGGAUGGCAAACAACCCUGCAAACCAGCACAUGUAUCACACGCACGUACAAGCAGUGGUGUGGAGUCAGGGCCAACAGGGCCUUCUCUGCUGGCCUAAGCACCGUCAGAGACACAGACCUAUAUUUACAACUUCAAUUCUAGUAUUUGUUCCGUGAAGUUGUAUUCAUUUAGUAGCUGCACUGCUUCCAGGGGUGAAUGUUACUUUUUUUUGUCCUAUCAGAUUUCAGCUUCUAUGUGUUGCCCCAUCAAUAUAAUCUGCCCAGGGCCUUCAGAAUCAGGAGUGCUGACCCAUGUCACCUAAACACUAUUAGCUAUGGAGCUGUCCUUUACCGAUCAUAUGUGAGAUUCACCUUGCAAGGCCAGCCAGCUGAUGUCCGUGUUUUUCUGUGCUCUGAUUAAUCUGGCGUGAUUUUAUUCAAUGUUUUUGUGCAUAUGAUGAUGAUGGUAUUGAGUAGAACGUCAUACCUGCUUCUGUGCAAACAUUUCUCAGAUCAGCUCCAUUGAAACCGUCCGACAGCUUGACAAUGGCUUCAAAAUCUGCAAAGACAAAAGGCAAAGCUGUCAGUCUCAUCAGUAUGAGGUACAAAGACAGCAUGAAUGGAGCUGUCAGCAUUAGCACAAUCAAACCAACUUGAGCGUAGCCGUAAGCACUGGUACGAGGUAAGAAGGUAACACCAGUAUGUUGAGCAUCAGCACAAGGUAAAGACAACAUGAGCUGACCUAUUUCUCCAUGCUUGGUGAUGGGACUGGAGUGGAUCUUUAGGAUGUCCAGGCGAGCUUGUUCAUUUGGCAGUUCGAUGUCUGGAUGCAGACGUUGUUAGAAUUGGAUCAUACCACAAAUAUCUAUCACCACAAACUGAUCUUACGAAUUUUGCGGUCUAGUCGGCCAGGUCGCAGGAGGGCGGGGUCCAGAGUGUCUGGUCUGUUGGUUGCCAUGAUCAUCUUGACCCGAUGCAGCGUGUCAAAGCCGUCCAUCUGGUUGAGCAGCUGACACACACGACGCACGGCAUUACAUAAAAUCGAUCAUCACAAUAUUCCCUCAAACAAUAAUAAAUACAUAUUCUCAUCC